GUCAACUUUCCGACCUUCACCAAUUUAAUCAUUCGUGUUUCUUCGAUCCAUAGUUCGCCGGUCUUUCUUUCUCCUAAUAGCAUUUUAUUGCCCAUCAUCUAGGAAAAUCGUGAUAAUAGACUUGAUUCACCUCUGAAUCAGAUUCACAUGCUCGUUCCUCCCCUCGAAUAAAUACUCGCGAGGCCAGAUGGCCUCCGCGGCCACGACCAUGGCUUCCGCCGAGCAAACGACUGUCCCAGCUACUAGCACUACGACUCUCGCGCCCCGAAAAUUCAAGGCUUCGGAUCUACCUCUGCCAUCUGCUACGCGAUCUGCAAUCGAGGGAUUGGCCCAUAGCUUUAAAAAGAAGGGCGGUUACGAUGCAAUUCGCAAACAAAUCUGGGAGAAGUUCGAGCAGAGCGACUACGAGGCUCAGGUCACCAAAUCUAUCCUCGAAGUCGCCGAGCAAGAACUCGAGCGUAAUCCGUCGCAACUUCUAACCCUUGACCGCCGAAAGGCUGCUGCCCUUAUUGAUGGUGCUCUCGACCGUUCCGGUGUCUACCAAAAAGCCGAGGAGGUUCUCGACCAGCUGAUCGAUGUAGAGGCUAUCGAGACGCGCAUGCGUGAACUACGUCAAGCUGAAAUCGGCCUCGAGGCAGCUAAGGAAGAGCAAGAACGCGGCUCCAAAACGGAUGCAGAGUACGCCGCCGAAUCAGCUCGUAGCCUAGAUGAACGUGACCGUAUUCGACGAGAGCUUAGGGCGAAGGAAGAGCAGAUCUUAGAGGAGAAACGUAAGAUCGAGCGAGAGGAACGCAAGAAGAGGGAGCGUGAGAGAGAACGUGAACUAGAAAAAGCCGAAGCUAAGCGCAAGGAGGAGCGAGAUGCUCGAAGGCGCGAACGCGAAAAGAAAGAAGCAGAGCGCGAGCGUGAAAGGGAGAAGGAGAGAGAGGAACGUCGGCGCGCUAGAGAGCGAGAUAGAGAAAAGGACCACGACCGACGCAGAUCCAGAACCAGAUCAAGACAUAGAUCCCGGGACAGAUCACGGCAUCGCGACAGGAACCGCGAGGGAGAUCGUGAUCGAGACCGCGAUCGUAGCCGUCGUCGGGAUAGCCGCGAACGGCGACACCGCGAGCGGUCCCCUAGGGACGAACGUGAACGUGGAAAGCCGGAGGAACUCAAGAAACAGCUUACUAAAGAGGACCAUGAGAGGCUUGAGAGGGAAGCGCUCGAAAAUCUUUUACGGGAAAGCAAAAAGAGUACUGCUAAACAACCCGAACUCGAGGUUGAUGAGGCCCUCGUACCGCCUCCUCGAAGGAUUAAACCAGCUUCCGCCAUACAACCUAUACGUCGUGACUCGAUUAAGAAUUCAGAUACAAAGAAGACACCCGAGCUUACGAAGUCGGAAUCCAAAGAUUCGGCAAAGGAGACUGCGGACGCAAAGGAGGGGAAGGAAACGAAGACAUCUAAGGAAUCUAAAGAAGCCGAGCCUAAAGAGACCAAGGAAAACAAGGAAAGCAAGGAAAGCAAGGAGUCCAAAGAUACCAAGAGUAAAGAGGAGAGACGACCUAGCCCAGCCCCUUCUCGACACCAUCGUGAUCGAUCACGUGGCACAGACGAUGACCGAAGACGCCGCGAUCGCGACCGUGUUAGAGAACGCAGUCGAUCUCAUGCUAGAUCUGACCGAAGGGAACGGAGCAGAUCAAAACACCGACCAGAUCGUCGAGAACGUAGCCGUUCUAGAGAUCGUGACCGGAUUAUGGAGAGAGAUAGGGACUUUUACCGUCCGGGGCAACGAGAUAGAAGUCGUUCUCGUGCGCGACCUCACCGCGACAGGCACGAAAGGAGUCGUUCACGAGAUAGGUACAAACCCGACCGUAGAGAGCGAAGUCGUUCUCGGCGGCCUAGAGACGAUCGAGACAAACGCGACCGGAGUCGCUCACGUGCCCGUCCUGAGAAACGGGACGAUCGCCGAGAAAGGUCGCGCUCACCUAAGCCUAGAGCCGAAAAACCUCGGUCGCGUCCACCCCGGAGUCGAUCCCGUUCUCGGCCAGCUACUGCUAGUAAGCCUGAACUUACCGAUGCCGAAGCCUGGAAGCAAGGAGAAAUCAAGAAACGCGAGCAGGAAGCGAAGGCUUAUUUGGCAGCGCAGCGCGCGGCUCGCGAGAAGGGUCUGCCUAUCCCUGGUGUCGACGAUAAAUGGAGUACUGGAGAGCGCUCACCCGAGGCUAAGAGAGCCCGUGUCCCUGAUGAGAUUGACCGGUAUAGGCCUGGCGAUCGCGACCGAACCGACAAGUAUCGCGAGCGAGAUAGAGAUGAUCGUCGAGACAAAGAGAAGGAGCGCGACAAGGAUGAUCGACGAGAGCGGCGACGUAGUCGAAGUAAGAGUCGUAGUCGCCGCGAAAGGGAUAAAAGCCAAGAUCGCGAGCGUCACCGGUCUCGUGAUAGAUACCGUGGGGAGGGAACUCGGGAUAGAGAUCGCGAUCAAGACCGUGAUCGUGACAAGUAUCGCGAAAGAGACCGUGACCGCGAAACAGACCGCAAUAGAGAUCGCGACGGAGAUAGGGAUAAGCGCAGCCGUCGUGACAGAAGUAAUGAAUCACGACGCGACAAAGGCCGGGACCGGAGGGAUAGGAGCAUCGAGUCUAGGCGGGAUAGGAGAGAUCAAAGUCGCAGUCGCCGACGAAGCCGCAGCCCUCGUUAGUCACAGGGCCAGCCAUUAUUUCACAAUUUAGUAGUAUUGCGAGAUACAGUCCGUCGUUAUCCUAUCCGGGACCAGGCGCAGUAAUUACUAAGGCGGAUGGAUUUCGACUACAUGUACUAUUAGCGCUAUAGGAGAGGAUAGGUAUCGGACCAGUCGGCAUAGGUUAUUUUCGCACAGCGGUGGUGCGUCUGAUUCUAAUUUGGAGGGGGUUUGAGACCGAGUUACUUGGACGUCACGGA
Messenger RNA from Daldinia loculata, 2919 nucleotides. RefSeq names its product complex proteins associated with Set1p component shg1-domain-containing protein. The coding region runs from base 188 to 2680 and encodes 830 amino acids. The transcript has 2 exons. Lineage: Eukaryota; Fungi; Ascomycota; Sordariomycetes; Xylariales; Hypoxylaceae. The record is from RefSeq and is a predicted model, not a curated record.